UUACGCCAUCACCGUUUUCGGUUUUCUCUGUUAUGUUAAAUAAGGGGUAUGACGCAAGCGCUUUAUCUUUAAAACGCUUGAAAAUAUGGAUUCUAGAAGCGCGUCUUUUGAUUUUGACAAGGCAAUAGAAUCGUGGACUGUUGAAAAAUUAAAAAAAGAACUGAUAUCCAGAGGAGCAACGACGAAAGGCAGAAAGGCAGACUUAAUAGAGAGGUUAAGAGCAUACGACAGAAACAGAAAUUUUGAAAGUGACCAAAUCUUGAUACCUACCCCCUUGGAAGUUUCAUGGCCUUCAAAAGGAUUCCAACAACUUACAGAGAUCCACAGAGAGGUUAUUCCACAACUCUGUUUGGAACAAAUUGUAUUUGUACACAGAUUGGCCGGUGACAAACAAUGUUCUGGGGACGUAAAGGCGAUUGAAAAAGGCCGAAACCUGGUGCAAAGUAGGCGAAUUCAAGCAGUUUCAUUUCUGUUUGAAGAAGGUGAUAUGUACCUGUCAGGUAUUGUUGGAGCAUCCAUGAAAAAUAAGGUAUCUUACACUUUCAAGUUAAAACUUGAUAAAGUUACUGGUGAUAUCCUCAACUCACACUGUGAGUGCCCUGCUGGCCGUGGACCUCAUGGUACCUGCAAACAUGUUGCAGCAGUUGCUCUCAUGCUCUCAAAGUUUGUGUCAGGAGAGGAGAUGUAUAUCGAAAAGUCCUGUACUGAAAACUUACAAGUCUUUCAUAAACCACGGUAUAGUUACAAUGGUUCACCAGUGAAAGCUGAAGAGCUGCCAAUGAAAAGAGGGCUGACAGAGGAUAUAUUUGAAGACCCCAGACCAGUGAAAUACAGGAACAGUACUGGAUUUCCAGAUAGAACCAGAAACUUAAUCUUUAACUACUGUUCUAUGACGUCAGAAAAUUUGACCUAUCGAUAUUUACAUUCCAAAGCAGAUAUACAGACAGCUACAUUAGAUCACGAUUACCUUGAGAAGCCUAUCACUGAGUACUGGAUAGACAGUGCUUUACAAGUUACAGAAAGAGAAGCAGCUGCUAUUGAAGAGAGAACAAGAGGCCAGUCAUCAUCAAAGUCUUGGUUUGAAGAGCGUAAAUGGCGGUUGACCUCCUCUAGAUUUGGCGACAUUUGUUUAGCCACUCAUAGGAGAAACAAGACUAAAUUAUGUCAGUCUCUUAUUAGUAGUUCAGCAGUUUCUUUUCGUCAUGAGGCCACCUCACAUGGUAGAGUUUAUGAAAACAAAGCUAUAAGUAGGUUUGAAACUAAAUCUGGCCUAAAAGUGAAGAGUUGUGGUUUGUUUGUAUGUGUAAAAAAGCCUUAUUUAGGUGCUUCACCUGAUGGUUUAGUAUCGGAUGAUUCUUUGAUUGAAGUCAAGUGUCCGUAUAGUGGUAGACAUGAAAAGAUAUUUCCUGGAAAGCAUUUUAGUUUCCUUGAAUGUAAUUCCAAGGAUGAGAUUGUUCUGAAACACAAUUCAAAGUAUUAUUUUCAAAUACAAGGUCAGCUGUAUAUUUCGAAGAGAAAGUACUGUUACUUUGUAGUUUUUACUUUUAAGGAUGUCUUUGUGCAGAAAAUUGAAAUCGACCAAGAAUAUUGUGAAGGAUCACUGUUACCAAAAUUAGAGUUGUUUUAUGUGCAGCACUUCCGACCUUUUUUAUCAUCUUUACUGUAA
This is a messenger RNA of Saccostrea echinata, 1666 nucleotides long. RefSeq lists its product as uncharacterized. Bases 86 to 1666 code for a protein of 526 amino acids. The transcript is spliced from 7 exons. Lineage: Eukaryota; Metazoa; Mollusca; Bivalvia; Ostreida; Ostreidae. Gene Ontology annotation, molecular function: zinc ion binding. The record is from RefSeq and is a predicted model, not a curated record.